AUGAAAUGGAUCCGGCCAACUAUUCUCGAACAUAACGGCGAGGCUCUUUUAAUGGACGAAACUCUUCAAAUUAGUCCUAUCGGACCAGUCGUCAAUCUUGAAGAGUUUGCCGCAACUCAUGAUUGGCCUGACGCAUUUUUACGUCCUCUGGAUGCAGUAUCGCUAGCGACUGCCAUCAAGAUUUCUAGACGCAUCACUCUUUGUAUUCUAUCAAUAACAUAUUUUAUUUACAGGCAUAUGUCAUCACGGCGACGAGUACAGAAAAUUAGCUAUUCUGAUGACUUGGACGAUGACGACGACUAUUAUGGCCGCUCAUACGAAGAAGAAGUAGCAAUGUCUCCAAGCGUCACCGGAUACAUGUACCAGCGACAGCGGACGGCACCAGAAUUCACACUUGGAACUAAAUUGAGUGAAUUCAUACCAGAAGAACGUCACUACCCCGAACAGGCCGACUACGGGAAUGAACAAAUGUUUGACAUGGAUGUGGAUGAUGGCAAAGAAACUAAGCCUUCCACAUCCACAACAUCACUUUUUGUGGAUCCCGGUCCCCGUCCUGGACUAGAAUUUGACGAACCCAGUCGACCUUCUAAGCCGAUUGUGAUAUCUUUAGGAUCUAUUGCGGGGCACGAAGAGGAAAAGCCUGUUAUCCCUAACAUCACCAAUCUGCGCGUUUCCGAGCCCAGUCGCAGCGGAUCGAAGUCACCAUCGAGAAAGAAGUCAGUUGCAAAUUCCUCACUUGCGACUUUACCGGCUAACUCUAGUAGCCACAGGCUGAAUCAGUUAGCAGCUAUUACGUCUGCUCCAUCGACGCCCAGAAGAACUCGGCGACGCGAAGAGGGCAAGCAGCUGAUAAAUUUAGUGGUGGUGGGGCACGUAGACGCUGGAAAGAGUACGCUGAUGGGGCAUUUACUUUAUCGGUUGGGAUGUGUCGAUCAGCGCACAAUUCAUAAGUACAAGCAAGAGUCAGCACGGUCUGGAAAGGCUUCAUUUGCUUUUGCGUGGGUUCUAGAUGAGACUGAAGAGGAACGAGCUCGCGGUGUAACGAUGGACAUUGCGAAGACUACCUUUGAAACAGACUCGAAACGUGUUUUGUUGUUGGAUGCCCCCGGACAUAAGGAUUUCAUCCCGAACAUGAUCACUGGUGCUUCACAAGCAGACGCAGCAAUCCUUGUGGUGAACUCUACCCAAGGUGAGUUUGAAACUGGAUUCGAUAACGGUGGACAGACAAGAGAACAUGCAAUGCUGUUGCGAUCACUUGGUGUCGGACAAUUGGUAGUGGCUGUCAACAAACUUGAUACGGUGGACUGGUCACAGGAACGAUUCAACGAAGUUGAAGCAGCGAUGAAGUCGUUCCUGACGAAACAGGCUGGCUUCAGUAAGGUUCGUUUUGUACCAGUUUCUGGACUGAAUGGUGACAAUCUCUCCGAGAGGGUUUCUGACGACCAUCCACUUCGGAAAUGGUAUUCUGAAGGAUGCUUAUUGGAAUACAUAGAUACUUUCUCUGCGCCUUCUCGUGCAAGCGAAGGCCCUCUGCGGAUAGUUAUUAACGACGUUUUUAAGGCUACCACCACCCAGUUGAGCUUAAGUGGUAAAAUUGAGUCUGGUGAAGUUGAGACGGGGGAUAAGGUGUUCAUAAUGCCGAAUGCGGAUGCUGCAGUUGUUAAGGCGUGCUCUAACGAUGAUGGAGGUGCAAUAGAUAGCUGUGUUGCCGGUGACCAUACUCUGUUGACACUGAGUGGCACUUUUGAACCGGAUACGAUCCAUGCUGGACAUGUCAUUGUGCGAGGAGGACCGGAUGCCUUAAUGCCCUGUCGCAGAUUUGUAGCCAGGAUUGUGGUGUUUGACGUGGUAGUUCCUAUCAUGAAAGGAACGAAGGCUGAGUUGUAUUGCCAUUCGCUAUGCGAACCAUGCACAAUAGUGAAACUAAUAUCAUCGAUCAAUAAAGCCAAUGGACAUGUCAUAAAAGAGAGGCCGAGGUGCUUGUCGAAACAAAUGAGUGGGUUGGUGGAGAUAGAGACGGAGCGGGAAGUUGCAGUUGAAGCUUACACAAACUGUAAAGCACUUGGACGCAUUACAAUCCGGGCUGGAGGUCAAACCAUAGCCGCCGGAAUAAUAGAACGGAAAUUGAACUGA
This is a messenger RNA of Necator americanus (New World hookworm), 2133 nucleotides long. RefSeq lists its product as uncharacterized. The record is from RefSeq and is a predicted model, not a curated record. NCBI's taxonomy places the organism in Eukaryota, Metazoa, Nematoda, Chromadorea, Rhabditida, Ancylostomatidae. Gene Ontology annotation, molecular function: GTPase activity; GTP binding. Gene Ontology annotation, biological process: translation. The coding region runs from base 1 to 2133 and encodes 710 amino acids. The transcript is spliced from 18 exons.